This is a messenger RNA of Patella vulgata (common limpet), 13588 nucleotides long. RefSeq names its product dedicator of cytokinesis protein 1. NCBI's taxonomy places the organism in Eukaryota, Metazoa, Mollusca, Gastropoda, Patellidae. Gene Ontology annotation, molecular function: guanyl-nucleotide exchange factor activity; small GTPase binding. The record is from RefSeq and is a predicted model, not a curated record. Bases 90 to 5600 code for a protein of 1836 amino acids. Gene Ontology annotation, biological process: small GTPase-mediated signal transduction; cell migration. The transcript has a single exon. Gene Ontology annotation, cellular component: plasma membrane; cytoplasm.
UUCCUUCCGAAGAGAAGGGCAGGGUUUUUGAUGUGAUAACUACAAUUAGUCACCAUAUAGUAUUGACACUGGAAUGUUAGACUUGUAAAAUGACGGUCUGGAGAAAAACAGACGCAAAGACCAAACUUUGUGUCGCCAUUUAUAAUUAUAAUGGCGCCGGAGAUCACAAACUUCAGUUGGAUGUCGGAGAUGCCGUCCAAAUUAUUGAAGAAUGUGAAGAAUGGUACAGAGGUUUUGCGAUUAAAAACAAGCGAUUACAUGGAAUUUUCCCAAAAUCUUAUGUCUGUGUCAAGGAAUGUGUGUCAGAGAUGCAUGGAGGCAUGGAAAUUAUCACGCCUAAAGAACCAUUGGUGGCUCAAGAAAUCUCAUCGGUUUUAAAGGAAUGGAAUGACAUUUGGAAAAUGUUGUAUGUCAUACGAGGUAAAGACUUUGACCGUGUAAAAGACAUGCUGACAGAUCUGUUCGCAUGGCGACAGAAAGCCCUCUCACGUAAACUAACAAUAGAUGAACUUGGAGCCUUACAACAACAGGUAACAAUGAAAAUAGACUAUGGAAAUGCUUUAUUAAACCGUGAUUUGGUAGUAAGGGACAAUUUCGGAAAUAUGCUUAAUUUAGAUCAUACAAGUAUUAUUGAAGUGUAUCGUCGACAUGUGACUGCUGCAGAAACUAUUAAAAAUAUCAAAUUAGAAUCUUCAGGUAUUGAAGUUGAAAGCGAAUCAAAAUUUGCCUGGCCAAGUACUUUUAAUCUCUUUGUGAUGUUACGAAACUUUGUUGUUAAGAUCGGAGAAGAUGCUGAUAUUUUAAUGAAUUUAUAUGACUCUAAGGAAGGAAAAUUCAUUAGUGAAAAUUAUAUUGUAAAAUGGACAAAGGAAGGAGUACCAAAAGACAUUGAUAUGUUGAAUAAUUUUAAAGUUGUCUUCACUGAUCUGGGAACAAAAGACAGACUUCGUGAAAAAGUAUUUUUAGUUUUUCAAAUCAUUCGUAUUGGGGUAAUGGACACUAAAGCCCAAAAUCCUAAAAAUACACAGCGAAUAAGAAGACCAUUUGGAGUAGCAGCAAUGGAUAUAUCUGAACUAAUUCAGGGGACAAAGGAAUACAACGAAGAUCAACAGCAUUUUAUUCCAUUUCAACAAUGUGGGGAAGAAUUUAUGGAAACGGUGACUAAAAAAGUAAUUGUGGCAAAGGAUAUUAAUCAUAAGGGUCAGGGAAUCUGGGUUUCGAUGAAAGUGUUAUCUGGGGACCUCAAGCAGGUGCAGGAGGACUAUCCCCAUGUCAUUAGUCAAGGAUGUACAUUUGCACGCAAGAUUGGUUUCCCAGAAGUUAUCAUGCCAGGGGAUGUACGUAAUGAUAUCUACAUAACAAUCAUGAGUGGAGAAUUUUACAAGAGUGCAACAAAGACGACUGAUCGUAAUGUAGAAGUUACUGUCUUGGUUUGUAAUAGCCGAGGAGAUGCUCUACAACAGGUCAUUAGCCAUGGUUGUGGUGACGAGAUGUGCGGUGAAUACAAGUCCAUGGUCUACUAUCAUGAAGACAAACCAAAAUGGCAUGAAACACUCAAAGUCACCAUCAGUUCUACUGAAGAAGAGUUUCGCGGGCUUCACCUUAAAUUCCUAUUCAAGCAUAGAUCAUCAGCUGAAGCAAAGGACAGAUCUGAAAAACCUUUUGCGAUGUCUUACAUCAGAUUGAUGAAUGAAAAUGGAACAACUAUGGAGGAUUGUGUUCAUGAGCUUCUUGUGUACAAAUUAGAGUGUAAGAAGCAUGAAGAUCGUGGAUAUUUGAAUUUACCCACAAAUAAAAAAGAGCUGGAGCAUCGUUAUGCCAAUCAUCCCUCGGGUAAGAUUCAUGUACAGUCAAAAUCAGGAAGCAUUGUAUACAACAGUAAAGAUAGUUUUACAAUGGAAACGUAUGUUUGCUCGACAAAGUUGACAAAUAACCUGGAUCUGCUCGGUUUAUUGAAGUGGCAGGAAGUCUUAUCUGACACAAAAUCUCUCCAAAGACAUUUAGAACAUCUAAUGAAAGAAGAAGGAGAAGAAAUUGUUAAAUUUUUACAAGAUUUAUUGGACUCUCUUUUUAACAUCCUAAUGCAGAACACAAAUUCCGAACUUUGUGACAAUCUGGUAUUUGAUGCACUUGUUUACAUCAUUGCUCUAAUAUCAGACAGAAAAUAUCAUCAGUUUAGACCAGUUUUGGAUGCUUACAUUGAUUCCAACUUCAGUUUUGCAAUGGCCUACAACAAACUUAUGGCCAUUCUCAAGUAUUAUGUAGACAAUGCUAAUGAAAAAUCAGAUCAUGAACAACCUCUUCUUCGAGCCAUGAAAUCCUUGGAGUACAUUUUGAAGUUUGUGAUUAAAUCAAGACUACUCUUCGCCAUGAUUAAUGAAGGCCGAGGAAAGCAACAGUUUGAGAUGACACUUAAGCAGCUUCUGUUGUCCAUAAAUGGUAUGAUGAUGUACACUAGUGACCAAACUCUCCUAGUCCAAGGUGCUGCUUUGAAGUACAUCAGUUCUAUAGUGGCAGAUGUCAUCACAGUUUUCGAUCCAGUAGAACUUGCAACAAUUAUGGUCCAGUUUAUCGCUAAUGUUCCUAAAGAUCGUCUUGCCAGACAAAAGAUGAAAUGUAUCGAUGAUCUUAUCCACACAGAUUUGUUUAAAAGAGCUGAAUGUCGCCAGGUGUUGAUCAAAGCCAUCUUUCAACACACAAAAGAAAUGAUGGAAAAGAAUGUUGAGAUAGAAGCAUGUGUUGAUGUUCUAAGUGAUAUCAUGCAUUGCCUUUAUCUACCAGAAACAGGGAUCCAUGAUAGUGAUCUUACUAUUGUCACAAAAUCCAUCUUAAGGACAGUCAUACAGACAGUUAUUGGAAUGGAUAGAAAGUCAACGGCUGUUGGAAAAUGUGUGUCAGUUAUGUUAAGUAUUUUACGCCAGAUGAGUGAAAAUCACUACCUGAGUUAUAUUGAAAGCUUCCCAACAACCUUUGACCUCCUAGACUUUCUGAUGGAAAUUUUGAUGGUGUUUCAGGACUUGUUUGGCCACAAUGUCUUUCCCAGAGAUUGGGUUGAAAUGGUAAUGAUUCAGAAUAGCAUCAUCUUACGAGCAUUGCGAUUCUUUGCCAAUACAAUCCAUGAUAAAUUUUCAAAUCCUUUCGAACAACAGUUGUGGAAUAAUUUCUUCCACUGUGCCAAAGACUUCUUGACUCAAGAUGCCCUGCAACUGGAGCGAUUCACCCAAACAAAAAGAAACAAAAUAGUCACAAAAUACAAAGAUAUGAGAAGAGAAGCAGGGUUUGAGAUUCGAUCCAUGUGGUUUAAUCUUGGUCCCAACAAAAUUCACUUCAUUCCUGAUUUAGUUGGACCAAUUCUAGAAGUCACGCUCAUUCCAGAAACAGAGCUCAGGAAAGCGACUAUACCAAUCUUCUUUGACAUGAUGCAGUGUGAAUUUGGGCAACCAAUCCCCAAAUCAAAUCGAAUCCAGGGGAAUUUUAACUUUGUUGAAAAUGAAAUGAUCACACAGCUGGAUGUUUUAGUGGAAGAAGGACGGGGAGAUCCAGAGUAUCAAGAACUAAUGUAUGAAAUCCUUUACAAUAAGUGUGAUGGACACUCAACCAUGAGAGAGCAAGGCUUAUCUUUUGUGGAAAUGAUUCAAAAGCUAUUGCAACGACUGUUAGAAUACAGGCUCAUUAUGAAGGAUGAAGUUAAGGAACAUCGUAUGAGCUGCAUUGUCAACCUGUUGGAUUUCUAUCAUGCCAUCAACAGACAAGAAAUGUAUAUCCGCUACCUUCACAAGUUACACGAUUUACACAUGGAAUGCGACAACUUCACAGAAGCUGGUUACACACUCAUCCUGUAUGCCAAACUGUUGAACUGGUCCGAAGAACAACUGCCACCCAUGUUGCACAAUAACAAAUACCCAGAAGCCAUAACACACCGAGAGCUAAAGGAAUACCUGUAUUAUGACAUCAUAUCCUGUUUUGAUAAAGGUAAAAUGUGGGAAAAGGGCAUUGAACUUUGUAAGGAACUGACUCAGCUAUAUGAAAAAGAACUCUUCGAUUAUAUGAGUCUGAGCAAAACUCAUAAACGUCUUGCUGAACUCUUUGACAAUAUCAUGAGACAGAUGCGACCAGAGCCAGAAUAUUUUAGGGUUGGUUACUACGGUUGGGGUUUUCCCUCAUUUUUACAAAAUAAGGCCUUUAUAUACAGAGGUAAAGAGUAUGAAAGGCUGGUGGACUUCAAUGCCAGAAUGCAAAUUCUCUUUCCUAAUGCUGAGCUGAUGAAGACUCUUGAUCCUCCUACUGAUGAAAUUAAAGAAUCUCCCAGACAGCAUCUGCAGAUAAAUGCUGUCAGUCCAAUCAUGGAGUUAAAGGAACCUUUCAAAAAUAAACAAGUUGGGGAACAAAUCCUGAAAUAUUACAUGGUCAAUGAAGUCCAAAAAUUCACCUAUUCUAGAAAAUCUGACGAAAGCCCAAAUGAUGUCACCAAGAUGUGGCUAGAGAGAACCAACCUGGUGACGUCUUAUCCUCUACCUGGUAUUGUUGGAUGGUACCCAGUUGUUUCAAUGAGCACAUUUGCAGUCAGCCCUCUAGAAAGUGCCAUUGAGACACUAGAAAACAAAAACAAGAAGAUUUUAUCAAUGAUAGAACAGCAUCGCCUUGAUCCAAAUCUUCGUGUCGAUCCAUUAGGGAUGUUGCUGAAUGGUGUUGUUGAUCCAGCAGUAAAUGGUGGAAUCUCUAUGUACAAAGUUUUUUAUAAUGGAGAAUAUCUGUUACACAGUGAAUGCCAGCAUGACAGUGAACUGAUAGAGAAGUUAAAACAGCUCACUCUUCAGCAAGUAACAUUACUAAGGGAUGCUUUAAUGAUUCAUCGAAGGAAGGCUCCUGAAAACUUGAAACCAUUUCACACCCACAUGGAACAAAGAUUUGCUGAAAUGUGCAAUAUAAUUGAAAAAGAAUAUGGCAUUAAGGUCGCUGACAAAGGAUUUGCUAGUGCAUCAUUAAGAAGAAACCAAUCCCUUCCUAACACAGCUAUAGGCAGGACUAGCGGUUAUUAUCCAAGCACAUCAUCUUCCUCAUCUUCUGACAUCAACUCCUUAACCCCAAACAAAUACCCUUCAGGUCACAGGACACAAUCUGUUUGGGUACGACCAGACAAAACGUCUGUGUCACCAGGAAAAACAAGUCUGCAAUCCAAAAUGGGUAACAUUAUCAAGAGAGCUUCUGCAGUGGCAGACUCUAUUACAGAUAAUCGCACCUCACUGGAACAACCUAUAGAACUGAGCGAACAACUUGUGACAAGAAGACCACCUAGACCAGAAUCAGAUAAAAAUAGUCGUCCUGUAAGUAAUCAAUUCAGGAGUGAUAAUUUGAGUACAAGUUCUUUAAGUCUUGCCUCAAACACAACAGCUACAUCAGAUACUAGUGAUGCAUUCUCAUCAGAUGAACCUCCACCACUUCCUGAAAAGUCGGCUUAUGCAGAUUAUACUAAUACUGUUGAUGUGGAUCCUCAAACUUUGCCACGCAGACCUUCAGCAACACCAUCUAUCAAAAAUAAACCCCAACCACCCUUACCUGAGGCCGACAGGCCUCCCCCAGUGCCAAAGAAGCCUCAUUGAUAGGCCAAAUGAUCUUUUAUUGUUUUGAAUCAUGACAUUUUAUGCUGCUAUAACGAUUAAAUGCUGAAUAUAUGUGUAUGACUAGAAUAACCAGUGAAAGAGAUCUGAAUAAUAUUCCACUUAAUUUAGUAUUUUAAGAAUUAAGAUCGGUUCAGCAUCAACCAGAACUAGCUUUCACAAGAUAAAGCAACAACGAAAGUUCUCGGCAACUGGAAAGACUUUGGGUUUUUAUUGAUCAAUUUGUUUGUGUUGUUUUGUUUUUUUAAAGACACUUAGGACAUUGUUUUACCAGUUUUUAAAAGAAAGUGUAUUGUGCUUUAGUCAACAGUCAGAACACACGAAUUUAGUAUUAUUGUGGACACUGAAAUUAUUUUAGUACUAGUAGUUGAGAAUAGUAGUGUUUUUUAUAUAUGGGUAACAAAUUUAAUUGGAUACACAUAUAUUGCUGAAUAAUUAGAAAUAACUUUGCUGAAACAGGUGCUAUUAUUUGUGUUUCAAGCAGAAAAUGUGGCAUUGAAUAGGGAACCUUAACUGUAAUGUGCUGUAUCAACUAGUGAAAAAAGAAUGAUUAUUUUGAUCAGACUGCAUAAAAGUUGGACCUCAAAUUACUUUCCUAAAUCAAUUAAACAAAGUACAAGUUUGAUGUGCUAGUCUUGAGUUUAAAUCAAACAAGAAACUAUAAGAGAAAAGAAUAUGAAAUUUGAUCUUAAAAAUAUGUAUUUAAUUAUAAAUUAAACCCUACCAAAUUGUACAUAUUGCCAAAAUGUUCUUGGUUCAUUUCUUAAAGCAAUUUUAUUUUAAUUUUUUAAGUGAGUUAAAUAUCAGAUGUAUUUUAUCUUGAAUAGUUUAUGGAAGUGCUUUUUAUACGCCCACAUUUUCAUGUGGACGUAUAUUGUCGUCGCCCUUGUCUGUCAGGAUGUCCGUCUGUCUGAAAAAAUUUUGUGAACACUCUACAGGUCACAAUUUUUAUCCGAUUUUGACAAAACUUGACAUACUGUAUAGGUCAAUCUACCAAAGAUCUUGGUCGCUUUCGAUAGUGGCAUGUAUCCGACCAUAACUUCAUGGAUUGUACGAAAAGUGAAAUGUUUAGCUUCACAAUUUUCAUCUGAUUUUGAUGAAACUGGAAAUGCAUGUUUAUAACCCAAAGAUCCAGGAUUCUUUCGAUAUUAGUGCAUAUCAGAUCGUAACUUUCUGAAUUAUGACCCUUGAGGUCACAAUUAUUAUACAAUUUAAAAAAAACGUUUGAAUAUUUCACCGUAACGCUGCAAUGUUGGUUGAGUUGAAAUUUUGCAAUUAUCAGACAAAAACUGCCGGACAAAAUGGACGCCCCUCGUAUGCAAAUAGUGUAAACAUAUGGUAUAUCAAGGUUGUCGACCCUCUAGAUGUCACAAUUUCGAUCCGAUUUUGAUAAAACUUGAAAUACAUGUUUAUAACCCAAAGAUCUUGGUUACUUUUAAAAUUUGCACAUAUCGGAUCGUAACUUCUUGAAUUAUGACCCUAGAGGUCACAAUUUUUAUCUGAUUUGAAAAAACCUGUGACUAUAUCACUGUUACACCCUGAUGAUGGUUGAGUUCAAAUUUCGUGAAAAUCUGACCAAAACUGCAAGACAAAAUGGCCAACCCUCGUACACAAAUAGUGUAAAAAUAUUGGUAUGUCAAGGUUGUGGAACCACUGGAAGCCACAAUUUUUGUCUGAUUUUGAUGAAAAUUUAAAUUUAUGUUUAUAUCACAAAGAUCUUGAUUCCUUUGGAUAGUCACGCAUAUCCGAGCAUAACUUCCUGGAUUAUUGUCCCUAAUUGUUCGAAAAAUUGCAUUUUUAUACGACCACAUUUCAAUUGUCGUCGCCCCCGUCCGUCCUUCCGGCUUCCACCAGCAAUUGUGGAUGCUCUAGAGGCUAAAGUUAAUAUCCGAUUGACUUUAAAUUUAUACACAGUGUUUAAGGUCAUGAGAUGAAGAAGCCUAUUGAUUUUCAGCUAUUUCCGAUAAUUUAGCCAGAGUUAAAGCCCUUGAUCACUUCAAAAUCUCUUGUGGAUGCUCUAGAGGCUAAAGUUAAUAUCCAAUUGACUUUAAAUUUAUACGCAGUGUUUGAGGUCAUGAGACGAAGAAUUCUGUUGAUUUUCAGAUUUCCGAUAAUUACUGCCAAAGUUAUGGCCCUUGAUCACUUUGAAAAAUCUUGUGAUGCUCUGGAGGCUAAAGUUAUCAUCCGAUUGACUUCAGAUUGAUUCACAGAGUUAAGGUCUUGAGACGAACAAGUAUAUCGCGUUUCAAUGAAAUUUGAUAACUUGAACAGCUAAAUCCAUGAUAUUAAAUGUUUCGUGUACUAAAUGUUAGCAUACUACGGAUUUUCUGAAUUACUUAAUGAGUUGUUACUUUUAAUCAGAUUUUAGUGUAUUAUAAAUGUUUCAUUACCGAAAAAAGUAAAAAUAUGUGACAACUCUUGUUGACUGCCCUGACAAUUUAGCUGCUGUGGGCGUAUGUUUCGUUGCCUGGCAACCUAUCUUUAGCUUGUGGACCCCUAGAAGUCACAAUUUUUAUCCAAUUUCAAAAAAAAUUUAAAUUUAUUACCGUUACAUCCUAAUGACGGGUGGGUUCUAAUUUCAUGAAAAUCGGACCAAAAUGGCGGCUCCUUGUGUACACAAAUACUGUAAAAGUAUGUCAUACCAAGGUUUUUCGACUCUCUGGAAGUCACAAUUGUUAUCAGAUUGUGAUGAAACUUAAAAUGUAUGUUUAUGUCCCAAAGAUCUUGGUUCCUUUUGCUAUUUGCGCAUAUCAGAGCGUAACUUCCAGGAUUACAGCCCAUGAUUGUACAAUUCUCUAGAGGUCGCAAUUUUUUAUUCAAUUUUAAAAACGUUUAAAUAUAUCACCAUUCCACCAUAAUGAAGGUUGAAUUCGAAUUUUGGGAAAAUCGAAAUGAAACUACUCGAUAAAAUGGCCGCUCUUUGUAUGCAAAUUGUGUAAAAGUAUGUAAUAUGAAGGUUGUCACAAUUUAUUUUCAAUUUUGAUGGAACUGAAAAUAUAUCUUUAUAUCGCAAAGAUCUCAGUCACUUUCGAUAUUUACGCAUGUCAGACCAUAUCUUUCUGGAUUAAGGCCCCUAAUUGGACUAAAAAUCGCUUUUGUGUUUAGCUUGUUCUCUAUCCAUCUCUUACAAAAUGUGGGAGUAUCUUGCCCGGCAACCGCUGGUUUAUCAUCUUUGCUUAACCAUAGACCAUAACAUAUCAUUAAUAGUAUACAAACAGAACAUUAUUAACAUCCAGUUACCUGGUCUUUUAUACGCCCACAUUUUCAUGUGUAUAGCCCCAGAUUGUACGAAAAAAAUCAGGAUUUAGCUUGUGGGGCCUUCAGAGGUCACAAUAUCUAUCCAAAUGUAAAAAUCAUUUAAUAUAUCACUGUUAUAACCUAACGACGUUUGAGUUCAAAUUUCUUGAAAAUUGGACCGAAACUGCCUGACAUUUUGUAUGCCGACCCUUGUAUGCAGAUAGUGUAACGUUAUGUAAUACUAAGUUGUGGACCCUCUAGAGGUGACAAUUUUUAUCCAAUUUUGAUGAAACUUAAAAUUUGUGUUUAUAUUCCAAAGAUCUUGGUUCCUUUCGAUAUUCGCGCAUAUUGGACUGUAACUUCCUGGAUUAUGGCCUUUGAUUGUAUGAAACAAUCGUGAUAUUAGCUUUUGGACCCUUCAGAGGUCACAAUUUCUAUCCAAUUGUAAAAAUCGUUUAAAUAUAUUAUUGUUACACCCUAAUGAUGUGUGGGUUCAAAUUUCGGAAAAACCAAAAUAAAACUGCCAGUUUCUUGUACGCUAAAAUUAUAGUGUAAAAUUAUGUAAUACGCUGGUUGUGGAGCUACUAGAGGUCACAAUUUUUGUCCGAUUUUCAUUAAAGAUCUCAUUUCCUUUCGAUAUUCAUGCAUUUCAGACCAUAAAUUCCUGGAUUCUAACCCCUGAUGGUAUGAAAAAUCUCUUGCAAAAUGGGCGUAUCUUGCACGGCAACUGCUGGUUUAAUUUGGCUGGUGAACUAUUCGUAUAGUAAUGAUACGUUACAUUCUUUCUCAGAUAAAAAAUUUAAGUUGUUUAAAAUACCCUUGUUUUUCACAAAAUACAUUUGAAACAUUUUAAUUUCUUAAACAGUAGAGGUAUUUUUGAUAGCCUGUACAUUUAGAAAUUCUUUGUUUGAAUAAAUGGAGUGAGGGUGUCAUUUGUACAUUUUAUGUUUAAUGUAUCUGAUCAGUGCAUUAACUGUAUCUGAUCAGUGCAUUAACUGUAUCAGAUCAGUGCAUUAACUGUAUCAGAUCAGUUCUACUGCAUAAUACUGCCAGGAUUAUCUUUGUCUUAUUGCUUAUUAAAUGAUAAUCCAUUGCCUACUUGAUAUUUAUUGUCCCCCACCUUUCGAAGAAAGCAGGGCACUAUUAAAAUGGGUUUGCCCGUCCGUCUGUCUGUCCGUCACACUUUUUGGGACACAAUAACUCUCUUUCUAAUUGAGCUAGAAUGUUCAAACUUGGUGUAGGUGUUUAUUAGGUCAAUGCCUUGAUGGAGUUCGAAGAUGAGCAUUUUCUGCUUAGGGUAAGCAGAGAUAAGCAAUUUGAUUGGUUGAUGCUUUGGGACACGAUAACUUUAGUUCUAAGUAAGUGAGAGUGAUGAAACUUGGUGUAUAGUUUCAUUACAUCAAUACCUUGACUAAGUUCGAUAAUGAGCAUUUUCUGCUCAGGGUAAGCAGAGCGAUAAGCAAUUUGAUUGGCCGAGACUUUGGAACACAAUAAGAAUGUUCAAACUUGGUGUAGGCUUGAUGGUGUUAGAUGAUGAACAUUGUAUGCUUACAGUAAGCAGAGAUAAGCAAUCUGAUUGGUUGAUGCUUUGGGGCACGAUAACUUUGGUUAUAAUGAAGUGAGAGCGAUGAAACUCUGAAUAUAGAUUCAUUAUAUCAUUACCUUGACUAAGUUCAAUGGUGAGAAUUUUCUGCUUAGGCUAAGCAGCGAUAAGCAAUUUGAUUGGUCAAGACUUUGCAAAAUAACAACUCUGCUUUUAAUUGAGGUAGAAUGUUUAAACUUGAUGUAGAUGUUCAUUAGGUGAAUGUCUUGACUGAGUUCAAUGAUUAACAUUUCGAGCUGAAGCUAAGCAGAGCUAAUCGAUUUCAUUUGUGCUAUUAAUUAAUAUGUGUCAUCUAUUUAUUUUGGGAUUUCGGCGGGGGACAUCAGCCCCACUGUUGGCUUGUUAGUAUCAGUUUCUUAGAAAUGAAGGAAUAUUUUAUCAGUUUUUAGUUGAAUCAACAAGACCUUAUUUUGGUCAAAACAUAUGCUAUACUGACUAAAAUUAGCUAAAAUAUCAGAUAGUGUGCAAGUUUGUUUGUUACCUUAUUUAAGGUAAUAUGGCUGAUCUAUAUAGUUUUUUUAAUAGCAAAAAUGGUCAAUGAAAGCAUUGUAGUUGUUUGAAAUUGUGUUAUUUUAGUUUUACGAACCAAUUAUUUUAUGUGUAGAUUAGAUUAAAUGUAGUUGUUCAAUGAUAUACAAUAAUAUGUAGUUUAAUAUUUAUUAUUAUGUGUAGUAUAUUAGAUUUAAGGAAGAAACAUUUUGUUGUCUUGUUAUGGAAACAAUUUUUGUCACGGGCAAAUCGGCUUAUGUCUUACCCAAUGACCAUCUGUAAAUUUUUUUUUACAUUUUCUGCUUUUGCAAAACUGACAUGGAUUUGAAUCCAAAAUUUGUGGGUAUAGUUUUCAGAGAUAUUUUUAAAAAUUUGUUCAAAUAAAUUUACUGUGUAGAGAUUUUUGCAUUAUCUAGAUUUGAACAUUAUGACAUAUGUAGUUUGAGAAAUUAUUAAUAUUGAUAGAACUUGAAUUCCAAGGUAUUAUUGAGGAAUGUUUUAGAAAAUUAUAAUUAACUCUAUUUAUUAUCUAAUCAUGUAUAAUAGUUUCAAAUUAUGAAAGAUUAUAGUAAUAUUUUAUUGGUUUUAGUACAAGUUUUAUUAAUACUUUAUAUGAAAUUGCUUUCACAGAAUAUGUUAUUAACAGAAUGCGUUAGUCACAGAAUAUGUUAUUCACAGGGAGAAUCUGAUAAGAUGAAUAUUUGGGUUAAAUCAGUUUUUUCUGUAUUUUUUUAGGAUUUUAUAUAUAUCUAAUAAAACAAAGGUUUUCACUAUGGACAUGUCACAGAUUUAUAUAUUAUAUGAUAUACUUGCUGAAUUUCAAAUCAUUAGAUAGAAAGGAAGAAAACUGUAAAAUGUUCUUGAUUGUGGGCUGACAUCGAUCUUGAUGGUCCUAAUUACACCAGAGAAGUAUAUGUUUCUCAGAAGAUAGUCACUAUUGCAGGUUUUAAAAAGUAUAGCAUGAAUAUGCUAAGCCUGUUAAGGAUUAGUUCCUUUCUGUUAGAAAUGGAUAAGCUUUAAGGUCAAUUAAAUAAAAUACCAACUGUAUUCACUAGCAAAGCCUUUAAUUUGUUUAUUCAUGGAAACUAUUAACAACCUGAAAACAAAAUUAAAUUAUUUCCUCUUUCAAUUCGUUAUAUUGGUUUUAUUCAUUAUGUCAGAGUUUUAAUUUAAUUUCCCCACAAUUCUUUGUUGAGCAGUUAAUUAAUUUCCUUUGUAGAUGAAUCCCAGGGAAUCUGAAUUACAGAGACUCGAAUUUAUGAUCUUAGUAGUAUAGCUUUAUUUAUAGUGAAAGAUAUACCACCACGAAUUUAAUUUCAAGUACCUGUGACAUGAAUUAUUGUUACCAAACAUAUUUUGUACACGACGAAUAAAACUGAUCAUGGUUGUGAACAGAUCUUUCUCUGACGUAAACAGGGAAAAUAGAAAUUCAAGUACUGCUAUUUCAGUCAUAUAACUAUUUUGUAAUAUAAAAUUCUGAAUAUGUGGGUUAAAUGGGCAACACAUACUUUUUUUAUAGGAUUGUCUAGUAGUGAUUGAGCAGUUUAAUAACGAUUAAUAUUUUAAUGAAUUUUCUGUUGUACAAUACAUUUUGAGUCAAAUUAUAAGGACCAUUUGUUUAUAUAUCUUGUGAGCAAUAAGAAACUAACAGUAACAUGCCAAGAUGUAAGUCAAAAUUAAGACCGUAAGACUGUACUUAGCCAUUUGGAGUUUACAUUAGUUUAUUCAAUUUAUACCACCAUCCUUAAUGGUAUACAACUUUUAAAAAAAAAUUAUGAAACAAAUGCAAAUGCAUUAAUCAAUAUUGAAUUAUAUUGACUAUUGUAAUGCUGUUGUACAGUGAAACAGCGUAUAUUUUUGACAAAUGAAUUUGUAGCCUGCAAUGUUUGAUUUUUAAUCUUCCACGGACAAGAGAAAAAUAAUCUGCUGUUGUGCGUCAAAAAAAGAUCUGUAUUAUGAGUGGCUUAAUCGUGGUAUUAUCAAAUAGAAUGUUGUAUUAAAUUCCAUAUAUUUAUCAAAACAUUAUCUAUACCAGUUAUUUUGAUAAAAAUCCAUAUUUUUCUUAUCUUUUAUUGAAAGAAAACACAAAUUAUUCAUAUACACUUUAAUUAAUAUACUGAAAUUAUUAUUCAACAUUUAAGACUUGGAAAGAUAUUUUCAUAACAAUUAUAAUUAUCAAAUGAAGAUUGUAACUUUUUUCUAAUUAUCAAAAUAUAGAAGAACUUAUUUUGAUUAGCCAUCACUUUAUAUUUGAAAGAAUAAAUUAAAUCUUACUAGUCUGACAAACUAUAAGUAUAUGUAGUUUCAUAUUUGCUUGAUAAAUCUGCACAAAAGAUAGCAAGAUUAGUAGAACCCUGCCAGAUAAAAUUUAUAAACAGAUUUUAUUGUUUCGCAUUUCCAAGUCUUGGGAUAUAUAUAUAACAUAUAAUAAGUUACAAAGCUAGUAUAUAUAUAUAUACACUAAGUAUAUAAAAAGUUCCUAACAAUAAAAUUGUUGAUUCAAAACUAAAUCUACAGGUGAACCUUUAUAUAAUUUAUAUAUCUAAGUGCAUGAAUAUGUACUAUAAACAUGUUAUUAAUAUUAUACAUUUAUUACAAUAUUUUCAACGAACAGCUGAAUGUAUGUGAAUAAAUAUAUUUA